UAAAAACAAAACAAGUUCACGUGUUUUGUUAUUUCUCUAGUGUAACCUCUAUAAUUUUCAUUUGUUCCUGAUAUCUUAUAAUUCAAUUACUAAUUUACGCAGUAAGUUUUAUAAUAAUUAACAAUUUAUUAUUUAUUAAAAUGGAUUACCACAAGAUAUUAAAUAUUUUAAUAACCAAAACAGAUGAAUUAAAAGAAUUUGAUGAAAGGUUGACAGAAAUAUUGAUGGAAGCAUCAAAAUUUCUGCCAGAGGAUUUAAAGGAGGAGUUGGAAACUGAGUACCAGCAGUCUGAGGAUCUGUCAAUAAGGCGCAAGUACUUGCAGACUAUUUUACGUGUCAUAGAAAUACUCAAUAGACAAGUAUUAUCAAAGAGUGAAACCUACAUGAGCGUAAAUGAGUACCGGGGAGUGAAGGUCGCCAUCGAAAUGUCGAUAUCUUUAGGAAUAAUUCCGUGUCUUUUGCCGGGAAUUGGAUUGGGACUGAGUAAAUUAUCGCGCAAUGCAAUAAAAUUAACUCCGGAAUCUCUCACAGAUCUACAGAAAUACGACCGACUGAUGACGACAACGCGAGUACUCACUUCCUGUUACGACGAAAUAUCUUUGAGGCCCGCGAUUCUUGCUCAUCUAGGCCCGAUAGUCGGCGCAUUGUUCCAACUGGCCCACGCUCCGCUGGUGAAGCCGUCAAAGGACACCGGGUCGCCAACGCAGAUGACUCAGGAACUUUAUCAACAAUUUACAAAAGACCAGGAAGAGUUUAAAGAUAUUUUGACAAAGCUGGUGGACAAUUGUCCGCGUUCUUUGAUGAUCAAAGAACUGAUGGUGCUGUCAGGUCUUGAGAAAGCUCCCAAUUGGUUAAAACGAACCACCAGAGUCUACUUGAUGGCUGCUAUCGUCGAACCGAACGGUGUCAUGUCUUUAAUUAACGCGACCUGCGAAGAUCUAGACCUGGGUCUUCACUGGGAGCGGCUGGACACCAUCUCCAGGUUGGUUGUAAGCUCCUCCAAAGACUCUGGAUACUUUGACUCAGUCUGCGGGCAAUUCUUGGAGAUCUUGAAUUCAAAAAAUAUAAAACACUCGACUACGAUCGCAAACUCGUUGAUCUCGACUCUGCAUGAAGUUCAUCCAGAAAUUUGCAUUGAUAAAAUAAUAAAUGUCAUCACAGCGCCGUUGUCUUCGGUACCCGGUGAUCUGAAACAUGGAGAAGAUGUCCAGGUGGUUAAAACAGAGACAGAAGUCCACGAGUGCAUCGAGAACUUGGUGAAAUGCUUCGUACCCCAGUCCAAGUGCAAAUAUUUGCCUAUCGAGUUGAUUAAAAAUAUUUCCCUGCCUCUUUUUUACAUGUACGUAAAAAUUCACAAGAGUCCGCUGCUCCUAAAGUCCAAAGUCCGCGAUCUGCUGGUCCAGUUGCUUAAAAAUGAGUCGCUGAUGCAGGAUUUAUUCCAGGCGUUUCUUCAUGACGGGCGUGAAGGCUUCGGAAGACGAUUGUUUUAUAGAUUUGGCGCUAGUGGGAGCGUCGAAGUAGUGAGUGGGCCAGAGGAUAAAGGAAAAUUGGAAGUAGAGGAAGAAGUUGAAGAAACAGCUGACAGUCUUCUAGACCUGGUAAGACCGGAUGAAAAUUUGUCGACCAGCCUGUUGAAUUAUUUGCUAAAAUGGCUGAGUAUCAAGACAUCUAGGAGUAAAAAUUACUUGGGCAAUGAAGAGGAUCUUGUGGAUGACAUUUUCAAGCAGCUUGUGGCCGAGAAGUUGUUGAUUAAUUUAGCCAGCGCGUCUGGAGUACAACGAGGGCUCAUCAAAUCGCCUGACCCGCUGCUGGGUUUCAUAAAGUCUCUAUUCAACGCCGGCACUGAUAACUACGAACUGAUUUACGCGAGUCUGAUGCUAGUCAAAGUUAUUUUGGAAGAGAGGCCCAAAGAUUGGAAGCCUUUUGAAGAACUGGCUGAUUUCUUGCAGGGACAGCUGAAGGAUUUCAGCGGAUCGGGACUUGUGGAUUUAAUUGGACAAGUUUCCAAGCUGAUCAGAAUGAAGGGGAAAGCUCCAAGAUACAAAGAUUUGAAUGUCGACAAUAAACUGGACGAUAAUUUUGAUAAAGCGCUCCAAGAUCUCGCUGACCCGUUGCUGCCGGUUCGAGCUCAUGGUCUGAUAACUCUGACCAAGUUGAUAGAGACCUCGGACCCCCGGGCUCUUGACAAAAAAGACCUGGUGCUCUGUCUGUUCAAAGAGAACCUCAAAGACGAGGAUUCAUUCGUUUAUCUGACUGCCGUCAAUGGACUCUGCGCAAUGGCGCUCAAAUUUCCGAAGCAGGUGAUCGAAGCACUGGUCCAGGAGUUCGUCGACAUGCCGACUCGUGGCAAGGGCGAGAUCGCUCCAGAGAACCGCGCAAAGCUGGGCGAGAUUCUGGUAAAAACUACCAGGUUGCUCGGAGACAUGGCGCCGGCUUACAAGAGUCUGCUGAUCAACGGUUUCCUCAGCGGGGUUCGUGACCAAGACUCAUUGGUAAGGGCGUCGAGCCUCUCGUGCCUCGGAGAACUCUGCAAAGUGCUUGGAUUUAAAUUAGGUAACGCUAUCACGGAAGUGCUGUACUGUGUCGGGCGUAUUAUUGAAACGGACAAGGAACAAGAGUGCAGACGUGCUGGGGUUCUUGUUAUUAAUUUAUUGAUUCGCGGACUCGGUAAGGAUGUACUUACUGACCUGGGUAACGAACUACUACCGGUUUAUCGUGCUCUCAAGUUUCUAAGGGAUAAUGAUAGUGAUGAUGUGCUCCGUCUUCAUGCUCAAUUAGCUCUCGAAGAACUUGAUGAUAUUGUUAAAGAUAUUUUAUUCACCAAACCUCUGCUACAAAAAAAUAUUUAUUUGAUUUCUUAGAAUAAACAAUUACUGUAAUUCAUGUAAAUAUACUUUACUUUGUUAUUAAAGAUUUAUAUUGUUUUAUAAUUACAUUUUUUUCAAUUAUUUU
Molecule: messenger RNA, 2952 nt
Organism: Microplitis mediator
Lineage: Eukaryota; Metazoa; Arthropoda; Insecta; Hymenoptera; Braconidae
Gene: Tango6
Product: transport and Golgi organization protein 6 homolog
Exons: 2
Coding region: 141-2861 (906 amino acids)
Biological process (GO): protein secretion
Molecular function (GO): protein binding
Source: RefSeq, a predicted model, not a curated record